UCUCAACUUUCAUUACAAACUCUCUCAAUUCAUUGUGUAAACAAAGAAAACUAUAUCCUUAAUUUACUUUGCUUUCUUGUUUCUCAAAAUCUUACCAAAAAAGGAAAGAUAAUAUGAAGAGAGAACGAUCUGAGUUCGAAGAAUCCAUCAAGAAUCUAGACAUUGCUAAGUGUCUAAUGAUACUAUCACAAACCUCCUCCAUGGUCAAACAACUUGGUGUGAAUCAAUAUACCGAGAGCAGUUCAAGUAACCGGUUCGAAUGCAAAACGUGUAACAAGAGAUUCUCUUCGUUUCAAGCCCUUGGUGGCCACCGGGCCAGCCAUAAGAAGCCAAAGCUAGCCGUUGACCAGAAAGAGGUGAAACAUCUUACCAACAGUUAUAAAGGAACUCAUGCGCACGAAUGUUCGAUAUGCGGUCAGAGUUUUGGGACCGGACAGGCUUUAGGCGGUCACAUGAGACGGCAUAGGUCAAGCAUGACGGUGGAGCCAUCGCAGCUCAUCUCUCCUGUGAUUUCUAACGUGCCGGUUCUGAAACGAUGCAGUAGUAGCAAGAGGGUUUUGUCUUUGGAUUUGAAUCUGACUCCCUUAGAGAAUGAUCUUGAAAUUCUUUUUGGGAAGACGUUUUUCCCCAACAUAGAUAUGAAGUUUGUUGUUUAGUUUUUUGUUUUGUUCUGUUCAUCAAUCAUUUAGGUUAUUGAAAUUCUUUUGUACUGUUAUCCUCCCAUUCUUUUAAUUAAUUAUUUCAAACGUU
Raphanus sativus (radish) is the source of this 750-nucleotide messenger RNA. RefSeq names its product zinc finger protein ZAT11. Lineage: Eukaryota; Viridiplantae; Streptophyta; Magnoliopsida; Brassicales; Brassicaceae. The transcript has a single exon. Gene Ontology annotation, biological process: response to chitin; response to stress. The coding region runs from base 114 to 656 and encodes 180 amino acids. The record is from RefSeq and is a predicted model, not a curated record.